CGGCGGCGGAGGCGCGAGUGCCGCACCGGGGGCCGGGCUGAGCCCCGGCCGCCGCCGAGCCGAGAAGAGAGCGGUGCUCCGGCGGGUGCCGACCGGGGACGAUUGCUCUGCUCGGGCGAGGCGGUUGCAGACUCGGCUUUGGUCCUGCCGAUGCUCCUUGCGAUCCGGCGCUAGCUUUGCCGGGGGAAGACAAAAACAACCAAAAACCCCCUCGCGCGUCAGGAAGCGGAGCAAGAGUGGCUGCAGAGACAUCUGCCUUGACCGAGUUCGUUUUAAAGAUCAUUGAACGGGAGAGGAGUUUGGGAAGUGUGAUGGGACCGUGGACUUCCAGAAACCCUGAAGACUUGUGAGGACAGACCACAGCGUGUGAGCAGAAGGGGAAACGCGGAGUGGGACCCCUGCCUGCCCACGCCUGGAUUCGACAUUGCUGGGGCCACAUCUUGCAAUAAGAGGAAGAGGAAAAGACGGUUCGUUCACCAUCGCUAAAAAUGGGAGGCAGCAUCUGUCCAGCAGACCAGGAAGGGAAGCUCCAGACCUUGCCUGUGGGGCAUCCCUGGGAGUGCUGCAGCCGGAGCGACACAGCCCUCUGUCAGUAAGGGGUGUCAGGGCAGCAUGGCUCAGAGAGCCUGGGUCAGCAUGCUCUUCCACAACCGCAAGACCCAGCUCCUGCUGGUCAACUCCCUGACGUUCGGCCUGGAGGUCUGCCUGGCUGCAGGGAUAACCUACGUGCCUCCGCUGCUGCUGGAAGUGGGCGUGGAGGAGAAGUUCAUGACCAUGGUUUUGGGGAUAGGACCUGUCCUUGGCUUGGUUUUUGUCCCACUGAUCGGAUCCGCCAGCGACCACUGGCACAGCAGCUAUGGCCGAAGGCGACCUUUCAUCUGGAUGCUUUGUCUGGGAGUCUUGCUGAGCCUCUUUGUUAUCCCACAUGCCAGCAGGCUGGCCAGCCUGUUUGCCCUCAACACUCGGCCGCUGGAGAUUGCCUUCCUCAUCCUGGGCAUCGGGUUACUGGAUUUCUGCGGCCAGGUCUGCUUUACUCCACUGGAGGCCCUGCUCUCAGACCUCUUCCAGGAGCCAGACAACUGCCGCCAGGCCUUCUCCAUGUACGCCUUCAUGAUCAGCUUGGGGGGCUGCAUCGGCUACCUGCUUCCAGCCAUUGACUGGGGUGGCAGCUUUCUGGCCCCGUACCUGGGAGGGCAGGAGACCUGCCUCUUCAGCCUCCUUGCCAUCAUUUUCCUCGGCUGUGUGCUGGCCACGCUCUUUGUGACAGAGGAGGCAGCCACCCAGGCAGAUGUUCUGGAUGGCCCCGCGCUGAAGGACGUUCCCCUUAAGUCCUCACCUCCUGCCUGCUGCUCUUGCCAGGUCUCCAGGAGCUCAUGUCUGCUGCAGGCCAGGCACAUGAUGCAGGCCCUGAGAAACCUUUGCACACUGGUGCCACGGCUUCACAGCCUCUACUGCCGCAUCCCCAAGGUCAUCCGGCGCCUGUUCGUGGCCGAGCUCUGCAGCUGGAUGGCACUCAUGACUUUCAUGCUGUUCUACACAGACUUUGUUGGGGAAGGGCUGUACCACGGCGUCCCCAGAGCCAAGCCAGGCACGGAUGCCAGACGCCACUAUGAUGAAGGUGUCCGGAUGGGUAGUUUGGGCCUCUUCCUGCAAUGCAUCACAUCCAUCUUCUUUUCGACAAUCAUGGACCGGAUGGUGAAGCAGUUUGGGACGCGGGCGGUCUACCUGGCCAGCGUGGUGUUCUUCCCCGUGGCUGCCUUCGUCAUGUGCCUCUCCCACAGUGUCAUUGUUGUUACCAUCUCAGCUGCUCUGACGGGCUUCACCUUCUCUGCACUCCAGAUCCUGCCAUACACACUGGCAUCACUGUAUCAUCACGAAAAACAGGUAUUUUUGCAUAAAUAUAAGAGCGAAGAGGAGGAAGACGCAGCUCGACUGGAGAAGAAAUCAGCCUUCUCUAAAGGCCACCUUCCCAGCCAGAAGCUGCCUUACCAGAAUGGACAUGCUGGGAGCCUCUUCUCUUCUUCCUCUCCCUCCUCCUCUCCUCCAGCCGCCGGCUCGGCUCUGUGCGUCAGCUCCUCCUGCGACGUCUCGCUCAUGAUGAUGGUGGGAGAACCGGACUCAGUGGCUCCUGGCCGAGGGAUCUGCCUGGACCUGGCUAUUUUGGACAGUGCUUUCCUCCUUUCUCAGGUUGUCCCCUCCCUCUUCAUGGGGUCCAUCGUCCAGUUUACGCAGUCAGUGACUGCCUACAUGGUGUCAGCUGCUGGCUUUGGCCUGGUAGCCAUUUACUUUGCGACCAAAGUUGUCUUUGAUAAGAGUGACAUGGCGAAGUGUUCAGUGUGAUGUGGAAGGCACAAGGGCAGCACGCGGGUGCCUGCAUGUGACAAAACGAGAUGUGCGUUGUUCACAUGGCCCUUUUGCGCGAAGCCUUGUGUGGCACCUGCUGUCCCCAUGCUGUUGCUGUAGCCCUGGAGGGUAGUUCUGGGGCUGGGGACAGGAGAGGUGCCGCAGGGCUAAUCUCAGGUGUAAAUAGGAGGCAUCGGGGCAUUGUGAUUCGGGCCAUCAGUGCUUUCCAAAGGUGCCUUUAUGAAAAGAAAGGGCUGCACAGCCACCACCAAAGGAGGUUAUACAGGGGGGAGAAAGGAAAUGGACUUUUCUUUUAAUAACGGGUCAUGUUUCUGAGCAGGAGAGGCAGUAGUAUGGGGAGGGAAGAAAUCAUUGGCUCUCGUGUUUUCCAGUUACAGCUGUAUCCUCUUCCCCUGCUUGUUGUAGUUUUACUCAACUUCUUGAGCAAUACUUCUGCAAAUAGGACACUGGGAGGAGAUCUACUUGGAAAAAAAAAGAUGGGUGGCUAAGGUUUGGCCAUGGAGCAAAGGGGGUGCAUAUGGGUGCGUGCAUGCUUCCGUCCUUCCCCACCUCUGUUCUGACUGGGAGAAACCAUUUAGGAGAAAAGUUACAAUGUCUCAUUUUGGAAAAACAAAUAACGUUUCAUUAGGACCAAUUCCAAAAGGUGACUUAUCUUUUACCUAUGUACCAGAUUGCAUCAGAUGGAAAGGACUUCUUAAUUUUGUUUUUUAAAUGAUUGUUUUUAGCUUUCCUCACACAAUUGUCAGUAACUCUGACCUCUCACUCCUCAGCACUCAGAACUGCCGCCUGCUCUCUCCCCUAACAGAUCUAGACUGUUGUGCCUCUUCCACACGUGGCCCCUAAAAGAUGCUGCCAUAUCACAAGGAAAAUCUAUUCUCAGAGGGUUUUCAGUCCUGUGACAAUGAAGUGGAACAUAAGAGCUCUCCUGCAAGACUACCUGGGAACAAGUAUACCCGGCCUGAGGAAGCUGGAGGAAUUGCUUGUUCACUGACAGCUAGUUGAACUCAGCAGCAGUCACUGCUGUAGUAGGUACCUGGAGUUGGUCACUGGCUGUGUCUGUUUUCCCUCAAAGAUGCAUCCCGGAUAAAGCAACCUUCUAGACCAGACUCUUCUUUCCAGACAGAAAGGCUUUCGGCUGUGCUUGCAGGCUGGCAGGAGUGCACCUUGCAGAGCAGACUGCAUCCCAGUACCCAGCACAGUGGCUGAGUUAACACAUUGCCAGCAUGCCCUGAGAGGCUGCUGGAAGCAGCAUUGUAAACAGGAGGUGGGUAGGAUGAAAUGUUCCUACAGCCACUCUGGCAGCUGCUUACAGAGUAGGGUAAGCCUAGUUCUUGGUGUGCUGGGCAAAAGAAGGAGCAGGACAGAAGCUCUUGAUGCUGUUUGUGCCUGUGGUUUGCUGAUCUGGAUUACGUAUUUACUAUGUUAUGCUUCUUUGGGCUUUUAUUUAUUUAUUUUAUUUUAUUUCCAGGCAGGAGUCAAGAUUCUUACUGAGGAACAGCGUAAACACAGUUACCUGUAAGAGUAAGGCAAAAUGCCUCUUGCUUCCGUAGCACUGAGACCAAAUGCUCAUGGAUUGUUCAGAUUGUUUAGCUCCCAGGUGCGAGUCACCUUCCACUGGCAGAAGAGUGGCUGCAGCUGUGUGUCCUUCUGGCCAGUACCAUUCUCCAUACGAGUGGACCAGCUGGAAUAAUUCCGCUGGUGGCAGAUUUCUACCACUCGAAGACUACCCAUAUACCAAGUAGGAGUCAAGGUCCUGUCCCACAGUCAGCACUUAGACUUUGAAAUGAUCCAAACUCUGCCUACAAUGCGUAGAGGAAGGCAUGAAUUGGGCCUUUGGAGGCUAGGCUGUGAGUACGCAGAAGUUGUUCAACAGUCCUUAACUUUGGCUGGUCUAAACAAAGUGUUUGUGACUAAUUUUCUGCGGAGGUGUGUGGGCAGUGAGAUGCACUUGUGAGGUUCGGCUGAAGGGCAAAAUGUUGCUAUUUUUGCAAGGUCUUGUCAGACUAUUCCUUGGCAUGGAAGCAUGGUUACUCCCCUGCUGUCUGCAGACGGGUCCUGAGAGGGCUUCUCCUAAGUUUUUUCAAUAUUUCUUUCCCGUAAAGGGUCACUGUUUUUGUUUUAUUUCUUCUCAAAUUAUAUGCCUACCAGCCUCCCUUUCCCACAACAAGGUUUGUGUGCUGAAAUGCAGCUGUUUUGGGGAUGGAUUUGGCAGCUGCUUAACCACCUACGGAAACAGUUUUUCGUCUGUACUUCCUACCCUGGUCUCUGUCCACUUAAGACUUCAGGAGGAAGUCUCUGAGGCAAAAUGUUAUUGCCAAAGGUGGGGUGUUUCUUGGAUGAAUGCUCCUAGUGAUCAGUAACCUCUGACCCAAGAUUUUUCAAACAGGUUCCUACCUGAGUGCUGAAGAAUCCUUUAUUUUUAUUUUUUCUUAUGUAAAAUGUGGGGAACGUUCACACAUGGAGGCUGCUACGAUGCUAAGUGCUUUUGAUAAAUGAGCCAUUUGUUUACGUGCCUAAGGAGUACUUCCACACCAAACUUCAGGUGUACGGGUUUGAUGAUAAAGGCCUUGAAUGCUUCAUUACAGACAUCCAAGUGAUAAAGCAGCGGGCUGGAGGGGGAGGCAGCCUUGUUUUAUAGUGUCCUUUGGUUUGGAACAUGAAAGAACAAGAUGCUGCAGUUCUUGAUCCAUAACUUGUAUCUGUCCCUCAGGAGGAGAAGACUUACCCCAAAUGACCAGCCCUCCAUCUGCUGAGGUGGCUUUGGUGCAGCUAUAGCCCAGCUGUAGCUGGUGGACACUCGUAGGUUUGGGCUCAUGGCACCUACAGCAGGCUCUGUGUCUUGGCUGAGCUGGAGGGCUUGGGAGUAGUUGGUGCAGGCUGGGUCUCAGCCCUGUCCUUCACUGACGGAUCAAGUGUGCCUUCAGCCUCCCUAUUCUCCCAUCUCCUUCAUUGCACUGGUUCACGGACUUGGCACCCAGAUCUCCUCAGCAAGUCUGGCAUCUGCAUCCAGAGUGCUGGCUCUGAUCUCACUCGUCCUAGGAGAGGGCAGGCUGGGUUUGUCCAGUUUUCUCAUAAUUCAGGCAUGCUUCUGGGGAGGUGCCUGCCUUUACUUCAUUUAUGUUCAUAAAAGACUGCUGAGCGACUGAACUUGUGGCUCUGCAGCCAGCUGCUCUUGCUCCUUGCUGCUGCAUCCCAGACGAGCACCCAUCGUCUUGCUUUGGCCUGACCUGUGACUUGGCUGAUAACAGAGCUCAUUCUCUGGAGCUCUCCGAUCUAGCUGGAGGGACACGACCUAGUCUGAACCAGGGGCUCCUUAUCCACUUGUCCUCUGGCUGCACUGCUCUUGUUUUAGCCAGUUCAGCAAGUAUGAGAAGAACUACUUGAUUAUCCACCAAGAAACUCUGAUUUCUCCCUUCCCCCGGCACCCUUCUUCCCAUUUCUCCAUCUGGAGUGAAACCCAGCAAAUUCAGUAAUUGCUCCUUUCCUUCUUACCCUCCUGUUACACCAGGAGAAGAUUUGGCCUAUUUGCCCUGAGAGCGUGGCUGUUUGCAGAAGGAGAGGAGGGCUGUAGGAGACUGCCACAUGCAGUCAGGUCCUGGGUGGGUGGUGGUCAGUUGGGGAACAAGGGGAGCAGCUUUCUGCGCAAAAGUUCAGCGGGGAGGGAAGACAAGGCAGCAGUCUGAGAGGAGAAUGGGGAGAGAUCAGGGCGAGGGAGCAGGGGGAAGAGGGGGUUCAGGGGAAAUCUGGGGUUUGUAGCAAUGUGAGGGACUGGUAUGGGACAUUGGCUGGAACUGGGCUGGCUCUGCCCUGGUCGUGGGCCUUUGGCACUACGCUGCCCUGGCAGUGGGUGGGAGCGUGCCCCUCGUGGCCUUGCCCUGUCCACAAAGCACUUCAUAACCCUUCAUGCUUGCUACCUCGUGCCAGCACGAUCCCAGCCGCGUCGUGAGAGCUGGCUGCGUAGUCUGAGCUGGGGUCCCGAGUUGGGCUGUCGGCAGCUGCCUUCCCCAAACCCCUAAGGGAUGUUGGGCUUGCUGUCACUGCAGUGGCCCUGUCCGUGUGCUCUGUUAUUACCAAAAGCCUUUCUUCCUAGUUCAGGCUGUCUCUGGGGCUGACAGGAGAGGGAUUUUCCAGAGUGUCUGUUGAGAAGCUCCUUUCUUUGUAAGAUUGUCCUUUCUGGCUAACCCGGUGUGCUUCUGCUAAGAACAGCUUCCCUGUGUUGGGAUCAGACAUAGACCGGCAAGGGACACAGGCAUGUUCUAGUGAAGGUAAGUGCAUCCCUUAGAUGCUGUUACUGAUAUAACCUGUGUGAACAUAGAAAUCUCUCUAGGACUUGAUUAUACUGUCCAAUGAACAGGUAUCGGUACAAGCUCUCCAGAGGCGGUUACCGUGAGUUUUUCUGUUUCGGGUAGUAGGUGCGCUUCUGCUUUCUUCUCACGGGUGAAUCCUGCUGCGCCUCUCCUUUCCUUUUGUGAGAUGGGGGUGUUGAGGUGGGGAGCGGAGGGGAGAAGGGGGGAUGUCUUUUUAAUGUGAGACGAUUGCGAAUCUCUAGGUUAGGGAAGGAUGUGUGGACGCUGUUUUUUCUUUCGAGAUCAUAUCCUGUCUGCGAGAUGUUCGUGUUUUAUUUAUUCAGUAGAGUAAAUAUUUUGUAUACGAUGUAAGAGGAAGGCUAUUAUAAAUUUUUAUCAAAAGGAGGAAAUAAAAGCUGUUUAAAUGGGA
Harpia harpyja (harpy eagle) is the source of this 7080-nucleotide messenger RNA. RefSeq names its product solute carrier family 45 member 3 (gene SLC45A3). Gene Ontology annotation, molecular function: sucrose:proton symporter activity. Gene Ontology annotation, cellular component: membrane. Lineage: Eukaryota; Metazoa; Chordata; Aves; Accipitriformes; Accipitridae. The coding region runs from base 613 to 2340 and encodes 575 amino acids. The transcript has 7 exons. Gene Ontology annotation, biological process: transmembrane transport. The record is from RefSeq and is a predicted model, not a curated record.